AUGCCCUCCUUGCUUGGAUGGUCCAUCCUGUUGUCUUCUGGGGUCGCAUUGUCCGUCUACCGAUUCCACAAGUCUCUCAGCAAGCGAGUUUCUCAUGAACAUCGCCAGGGUGCUUUUCCCGAGACUCUCCGGAACACGAUUACAUCGAUUCCAGACGCAGUCUUCUCAGACGAGUUUCAUUGUUUCCACGACCGAGUUGCUUCUCGAGUAUCACGACGGGAUCUUCCCUCGCAAGAUCUCUCAGAGCUCUUUGUGCUCCUUCUUCGCCGGAAUAUGACCGCGUUUGCGUACUUCCCGCAAGCGUAUAUUUUGCAUUUGAUCGCGACGCCGGAGAGGAAAUGUACGUUUUGCGAAUCGCAUAUACAGUCUCUCAGGUUUCAGGUAGGAGACGUGGUUAAUGGGAUAUACCGGGUAUGCGAGCGCGAGGACAACAAAGUAGUCUUCGCGAUUGACGCCAAGGGCCCUAUUGAAGGCAGACUGGCGAUUCGGUACUGGGAGGAAGAGGACGAGGUGGUUUACUGCAACGAGACGGCGAUGUGGACUCAGAAAGCGAAAGAGAACAAGAAACAGGCAACGCUACCGUUGGAGAGACCAGUGCUGAAAUUCUUGCACGAGUGUGCGGCGUGGUGGUUGUUGGAUUCCGGCACUCGGUACCUGACCGGAUUGCGAGAGUCUCCGGAGCAAUCAAAGAGUCAAUAG
This is a messenger RNA of Aspergillus melleus, 699 nucleotides long. RefSeq lists its product as uncharacterized. NCBI's taxonomy places the organism in Eukaryota, Fungi, Ascomycota, Eurotiomycetes, Eurotiales, Aspergillaceae. The record is from RefSeq and is a predicted model, not a curated record. The transcript has a single exon. The coding region runs from base 1 to 699 and encodes 232 amino acids.